Brenthis ino (lesser marbled fritillary) is the source of this 1341-nucleotide messenger RNA. NCBI's taxonomy places the organism in Eukaryota, Metazoa, Arthropoda, Insecta, Lepidoptera, Nymphalidae. The record is from the annotation of a GenBank genome assembly.
AUGAGUAUGGCAACGUUUCAUUUCAGCAUGUGUACAAGUGACUUUAUAUAUAAUCAAUUAUUUCAAAAAAUUUAUCAACAAGCCAAUAAAAUGUCGCGACUCGACUUGGUGAUAUUCGGGGCUACGGGCUUCACGGGGAAGCAUGCUGUUCAAGAACAAUGUCGCAUAUCGAAGGAAUACCCGGGAAUGACGUGGGGCGUCGCAGGUCGCAAUCAGAGCAAGCUCGAAGAGAUGUUGAAGGAAAUCUCAAAGAAAACUGAUGAAGAUUUAUCAUCUGUGAAGAUAAUAAUAGCGGAUGUCCAAGACGAGAAGUCUUUGAAAGAAAUGUGUUCUCAAGCCAAAGUGUUGGUGAACUGCUGCGGGCCCUACAGGCACUACGGCGAGCCGGUUGUCAAGGCGGCCAUAGACAGCAAGACGCAUUACGUGGACGUUAGUGGGGAACCUCAGUUCAUGGAGACGAUGCAACUGGUGUACGACCAGGCGGCGCGCGACGCCGGCGUGUACGUCGUCAGCGCGUGCGGCUUCGACAGCAUCCCCAACGAUAUGGGGGUUAUUUACCUUCAACAGAAUUUUGGAGGCACGCUGAACUCGGUGGAGUCGUACGUGAGCACGCGCGCGCCGCUGGAGGAGCGCCGCGGGCUCGCCAACCUCGGCACCUGGGAGUCUUUAGUGUAUGGAAUAGCGAAUUACAACGAAUUGCCGGCUCUGAGGAAAAAGUUGUACCCGGAGAGACUUCCGACCUUCAAGCCUAAGCUGAAGCCGCGCGGGGUGAUCCACGCGCGCGACGCGGGCUGGUGCGUGCCCUUCCCCGGCGCCGACGCGUCCGUGGUGUACCGCACGCAGCGCGCGCUGUACGAGCGCGAGCACCGCCGCCCCGCGCAGUGCCGCGCCUACGUGCGCCUGCCCGCGCUGCUGCACGCCGUGGCGCUGGUGGCCGUGGCCGCGCUGCUGUACGUGCUGGCGCGCCUGCGCCCCACCCGCGCCCUACUCCUUAAGUACCCGGGGCUCUUCACCAUGGGCAUCUUCACCAAGGAGCCGAGCGAGGCCGCCAUCAACGCGACCACGUUCCAGUUCGACCUGUUCGGUGAGGGUUGGGAGGCGGGAACCGACGUGGAGGCCGUUCCGCCUAAUAAGAAGAUGACCGUUAGGGUGUCAGGUUCGAACCCCGGGUACGGCGCGACCGUGGUGGCGCUGCUCUACUCCGCCAUCAUGCUGCUGAAGGAGAGCGACAAGAUACCCACCUACGGCGUGCUGACGCCGGGGCUCGCCUUCCGCGGCACGGGGCUGCUGCGCCGCCUCGCCGCCGCCGGCCUGCGCUUCGAGGUGCUCCCCGCGCACGAG